AUGAAGCCUGGCGUCGCUCUAGCUCUCAGCUGCGGCAUCACCUUGACGGCUGCAAGCCCUCAUCCCGAGCUUCAAUGGGAUCCAGACACCAUCUCUACCUGCAGGGAAUGGUUCAAUAAUGCCGGCUCAGACACUUGCGAGUCCAUCCGCUCCAUGUUUGCAAUCUCUCCUGAAGAAUUCCAUAAGUGGAACCCUUCUGUUGGCGUCGACUGCAAGCCGUGGAGAUACCAGUCGUACUGCAUCCUUACCGAGGAGAAAUGGGCCAGCUAUACUUCCACACAUACCACCACCUCAAAGGCAAAACCUACCACAACCUCCUCGUCGUCUACGCAUGUGCCGUCUCCUACUUCUUGGAACGCCCUGGGAUGCUAUACAGACAACGAUGCCAAGUAUCCUGUUUUGGGGAAACAGGUGAGCAGCAACGGCGCUGCUCUCCAGGUCAAGACUUGUGAGGACCAGUGCUGGAAAGCGUCUAACGGUACCGUGCUGUACGCCGGUGUCAAGCAGGGCAACCAGUGCUGGUGUGGUAGCUUUGUCGGCGGACAGACGACCUGGAACGCGACGGAGUGCAACAGUCCGUGCAGUGGAAACAAGCAGGAGAUAUGCGGUGGCAAGGAUAGAAUCAAUAUCUUUGAGCCUGUGACUACUACCGCCAUCUCUAAGACUACUAUAGCCGUUGGUUCCAGAAUUACUACCGUUAUCAGUUUUGCCGCAACUUCUAGCACUACGGCCAUCACCACUUCUAAGCAGUCUUCUGGAGCAGUUAAAAACAAAGGCAUGUUCUAA
Trichoderma gamsii is the source of this 786-nucleotide messenger RNA. RefSeq names its product CFEM domain-containing protein. The coding region runs from base 1 to 786 and encodes 261 amino acids. Gene Ontology annotation, cellular component: plasma membrane. The record is from RefSeq and is a predicted model, not a curated record. NCBI's taxonomy places the organism in Eukaryota, Fungi, Ascomycota, Sordariomycetes, Hypocreales, Hypocreaceae. The transcript has a single exon.